Molecule: messenger RNA, 3342 nt
Organism: Dermacentor albipictus
Lineage: Eukaryota; Metazoa; Arthropoda; Arachnida; Ixodida; Ixodidae
Gene: SMC5
Product: structural maintenance of chromosomes 5
Biological process (GO): double-strand break repair via homologous recombination
Cellular component (GO): nucleus; Smc5-Smc6 complex
Molecular function (GO): ATP hydrolysis activity; single-stranded DNA binding; ATP binding
Source: RefSeq, a predicted model, not a curated record
UUUUGUGUGUCAUUUUCUUUGCGUUGCUGCGCAUGUAAUGUGAGCGCGAAGUUGGAGGAAUAGCGGCACUCGUUUGAUGUGCUUACCGUAAGUGUCGCGUAUUAAUUGGCAAAAUGGACUACGCAAAUGGAGCCAUUGUCAGAAUCAAGUUGGAGAAUUUUAUGACAUACACUUAUGUGGAGGUUCUGCCAGGCCCCAACCUGAAUGUCAUAGUGGGCACCAAUGGUUCGGGCAAGUCGUCCCUUGUGUGUGCCAUCUGCCUCGGCCUAUGCGGCACACCCUACACUGUUGGACGAGCCUCCAAUGUCUCCGACUACAUCAGGCAUGGCGCUGACGCUGCUGUCAUCGAGAUUGAGCUGUCUAACACAUCAGGCCGCAGCAUUGUCAUUGAGAGAAGAAUCACUGGCAGCAAAAGCAUAUGGAAAGUGAAUGGUGUUGUGACGCCUCAGAAAUCUGUGGAGGCCAUAGUCGCAAAAAUGAACAUCCAAGUAAGCAACUUGUGCCAGUUUUUGCCCCAGGACCGGGUGGCGGACUUCGUGCGCAUGUCACGCCAAGAACUGCUUGAAGGCACCGAGCGUGCCGUUGGCAUCUCCAAUCUGUUCGAGUUGCAUCAGCGGCUCAAGGAGCUCCAGCAAAAGCGGAGCACACUGGAGACUGCGCUGCAGGGCCAACAGACGCGACUGGAGCAAGAGCGUCAGAAGGUGUCGCACCUGGACGCCGAAGUGAAGAAGUUCCAAGAGCACAAGGAAGUGCAGCAUCGCAUUGAGCGUAUGCGCCAGAAGUUGGCUUGGAUGGAAUACGAAGGUGCAAGGCACGUCUUUUUGGAGGAGAAGAAGCGGCUGCGAGAUGAAGAGGACAAGCUGAAGUUGAAGGAGAAGGAGCAAGCACCACUCCAGAGCAUGGUGGAUAAAUUGUCCAAGUGGCAGUCUGAUAUUGCUGCAACUGACAAGCGACUGAAAGGAGAGGUCACUACUGCUACUAAAGGCUUGGAUGCUGCCCUGCAGAAUCUCACUGAACUUGCAGAGAAGUUCUUGUCAGUCAAGCAUCAGCUUAGGAGAAAGAUUCAAGAAGAGGAAGGGAGGAGUGAAAGGAUCAAGAAGUAUGUUGACGAAGUUGCUGGAAUUGAGCGAGAAGUUGCUGAAUCAUCAAGAGAAGAUGUAGAGGAAAAGAUUAAAGAACUGCAAGGGGAAAUACAGGCAUGCAACCAAGAGAUCAGCAGCGUCAGCAAUGAGAGGGCUACGGCAGAGAACUUUAUCAGGGACAAGCAGCGUGAAAGCAAUGCGGUUGUGCAGGAGAUAAAGCGCAUCAAGGACCUGUCGAACCAGAGGCUGGAGCUCCUAAGGCGACGAAGCCGAGACGCCUAUGAAGCGACUAUGUGGCUGCAGCAGAACGAGGGGCGCUUUAAAGGGAAAAUUUAUCCGCCUAUUAUGACUCAGAUUGACUUGCUGAACUCUGGUGAUGCCAAGUACGUUGAGGCACAGAUUCCAGCGAAAGACCUGCUGGCGUUCGUGGCAGAAUACGCAGAAGACCUCAACACAUUUCUGGGAACCAUUAGAGAUACUCGGAAUCUCCGAAUCAAUGGAGUUGUUGUUCCAUUAGAGAGCUUGGAGUCCUUCAAGCCACGCAGGCCACUUGCCGAGAUCAGGCGGUAUGGCUUCCGGGCGUACAUCCAGUCUCUGUUCUCUGCCCCUGAUGGAGUGAUGCGCUACCUGUGCAAGCGAUACCGAGUGCAUGACAUCCCUGUCGGUGAUGCACACACUGAGGACUGCCUGGCUGAAGUGCGCCAACUGGGGAUCCGGCGGUUCUAUACCAAGGACAACCUGUACACCGUCAAAGUGUCGCAGUAUGAUCCCUCACGGACUACGACUAUGUCCUCGGAGCUGUCUGCACCCCGCUUGUUGACGAUGUCUGUGGAUGUCACCAACUUGAACAAGCUGGAAAAAGACAAGCAGGCUCUUGCUGAGGAGAUUGCUGCAAGAUCAGCUGAAGUCAAGAAACUGCACACAAAGGAUAGGACCCUACAGCAACAACUUGAAGAGCUCAGAAUGGCAAAGAAGCGGCUUAUUGGCGAGCUGUCGCACAUUAAACAGCUCAGUGUUGUGCUUGAGCAGAAACGCAAUGCCCUCCAGCGACUCCAAAGUGAAGCCAUCGACCUGGACACGGAGCGUCAGAAGGCUGCCAGUGAGCAGCGAAAAAUCUGUGCCUGCAGAGUUGAAGAAGCGAAGAACUACAUAAAAAAACUAGAGGCCUGCUACAAGAAGCACCGUCUGUUUGCUGAGCAUCGCCUGGACAUGGUAAAGGCUGUGACUGACAAGAAGAAUGCUGAGGAAAAGCUCAGGGCGGCCCAGAAUGAGUACCACUCUGUGGAGAAUGUGGUGAAGAGCAUGCGGGAGAAGCUGCUGCAGCUGAAGCGGGAGGCCCAGAAGAAGCUGCACGAAGCCCAGGAAGCCACCAAGUGCCCAUCCAGCACGUUCACCAUCCCACCAGACGUGGCCAAGGAAUUCCAAACACUUCCAUCCACGGCCGAGGAGAUCGCCAAGAAGUUGCACGCAGAAGAAGUGAAGCUGAGCUGCAUGCUUCCUGUGGAUGUCUCAGUUGAGCGAGAGUACCACCAGCGGAAGCGGGACAUCAGCCAACUGGAGACGGACGUUGGCGAAAACGAGACUCAGCUGUCGCAACUGGAGGCUGAGAUGGAGGACACUCGGGGUCGCUGGCUGCCAAACAUUGAGCAACUGCUGCAGAGGAUAAACAUCGGCUUUGGCCGUUUCUUCCGUGCCCUGGGAUGUGCAGGAGAUGUGUCCCUCUACCAGGGUGAGCAGGCACACCAGUAUGAUCAGUUUGGUGUCAACAUCCGGGUGAAGUUCAGAGACCAGGAGGCCUUGGCUGAGCUGUCUGCAGCGCACCAGAGCGGCGGGGAGCGGUCAGUGGCCACAGUGCUCUACAUGAUGGCUCUCCAGGAGCUGACGAGCGUGCCCUUCCGCUGCGUUGAUGAGAUCAAUCAGGGAAUGGAUUCGGAAAACGAGCGCAGAGUCUUUGAAAUGAUAAUGAACACUGCACGACAGAACUCUGCCCAGUACUUCUUACUCACUCCUAAGCUGCUUCCGGACCUCCCCUAUGCUGAGAAUGUGACCAUGAUAUUCAUCAGCAAGUGCACCAUCCACAUGCCUGACUGGGAUCCCGACUCACUUGUUGGUCGUGGCACCGGCUUUGCUGCCCGCGUCCGACACAGUGCAUAACAUGUCAGGUCUUCGUGCUGUGUAGCUGUACAGUUGAACUGCCAAGAUGCAGCUUCCGUAUGUUGCAUAUCGUACUCUGCCUUAUUAAAGAUGUAGUAUUUUAAGA